Messenger RNA from Frankliniella occidentalis (western flower thrips), 1817 nucleotides. RefSeq lists its product as uncharacterized. The transcript has 4 exons. Lineage: Eukaryota; Metazoa; Arthropoda; Insecta; Thysanoptera; Thripidae. The record is from RefSeq and is a predicted model, not a curated record. The coding region runs from base 740 to 1186 and encodes 148 amino acids.
UGAAAAAAUAGUUUUAAAAAAUGUUUCUACUUUAACCAGAGUAUAACUUUUAGUUUUAAAACUUCAGUAAAAACCCUGUGUCCUUGAUGAGCUGAAUCAGGACAAGCUAUGAACCAGAUUUAUAUCACCAACUGUUCUGGAGAAAAUCCUGCGCGUUAACUUGACAAGUGAGAUCACCGUAAACUGGUUCUGGUUGGCGUCUUAUGACGCUAUUAUUUGGCGUUCUGAGAAGAAGAACGCCAACCAGUUUUCAGUGACAUCCUAUAAAAUUAGAAGUACACAAUAGGGUAUUUCUCCCCUCCACCCACCGCUCCUCCUCGCGCAUGCCCCCACCACCGCACUCUGUAUCCGUUUUUGUUCUUCUUAGUUUCGGGCAACACUUUAUUGAAAUUCCCUAUUGGGCCCUCAUUAAACUAAAGUUCAUGGCAUUCUGAUACUAAUAUAAUUUUGAGUUAAUCCAUCCCUUGAGUUGAAAAAUAUACCCCCAGAUUUUAUAUGUAGCCCUACAGCGGCUCAGAAACUUCUAAAGAUUAUUUCUGAAAAGACACUUAUAUUUUUGUGGGUUUCUCAAUGGUUUCUUAUGACUGAAGGUCCAGUAGAGACACACUGACUCUGACAGUCAAAAGAUUGCCUAAACAUUGCCUGCUAGAGAGGAAUUUCCAAAAAGUGCCAGUUGCUGACCGACAUUUUGUCGCAAUUUUCCAUUAGGGACAACGCCAAUCACUGCACAACAUCAAGAAUGGAUUCCGCGGACUCAACUGGUGGUAUGAUAGGGCUUGCAGCGCUUGCAGUCAUUGUAUUGUGCGCAAUAAUCUACUACUGCUGCUGCUACAGAUGUGGAUCAAACCGAGACAGAGUUCUCGACGACGUUAUUGAAAAUUCGUCGAUUAAUAAGGUGCCAAAAUACCAUCGAUUCGACGACGACAUCGAGAGCGGUUUUCGUGUUCCUACACUAAACCUCCACGGCUACCACAAGAAGGAGGCCCUAAAAGAAGUAGACAAGUUUAUAAAGCGAAAUGAAAAAAACGACGUGGACUAUGUACGCAUCAUCCCUGGAAGGGGCGUGCACAGCAAAGGCGGAGUCCCUGUGCUGAAGCCGGCCGUUGAGGCGCGUCUUGGCGAAAAGGGACUAUGGUAUUGGUGUUCAGAGAAUAACCCCGGUCUUAUCCACGUUGAUCUCUCUUAACAGGGACGAAACGACUGACAAGGAGACUUAGGUAGGUGUAAAUCCCCGAUUCAGUUCAAACUCGGCUAAGAAGCAAAUAUAUCGAGUUUAAACCGAAUCGUGAAUUUACACCUACCUAAGUCUCCUUGUGAGAUCUCGUGUACAACGGAUAAGCCCGUGGGCCCGCUUGCACGGUAAAAAGAACGUCUUGGAAUCCAAGCAGAUUCCUUGAAAAUUGUCUCGAAAACCAAGUAGAUUGCUUGAAAUACAAUAUGUCAAUUUUACUGUGUGGUUGGCUUGGCGGACGGUGUACUGAACGCACCCCGGCGGGCUCCAGGGGGUUCGCAACUACCUGACGUCGACGAGCCUUUGUGAGGCUAGAUGUUAGGCUGGCCGAGGGCGCCACCCAGCGCCGAUCUAAUCACAGCGCAGCGUGCGCCGUGCGGGUCCUCGAUUUACUUGACGGCUCUCUUCUCGGCUCUAUCUGAGCCUCUUCAUGUCGGCCGCGGAUGGUAAUCUGAACGGGACGGAUAUGAGAUCUCCACCAAUCCCUAUAUGCGCGUGCACAUUGUCACCGCGGAAUUAUUGGGUUAACCCAGAGUGUGUUAUGUACAGUGUAAUAAUAUAAUGUAAUAAAUACAUACUACAGCUA